Messenger RNA from Belonocnema kinseyi, 1833 nucleotides. Its product is annotated as F-box/LRR-repeat protein 2-like. Lineage: Eukaryota; Metazoa; Arthropoda; Insecta; Hymenoptera; Cynipidae. Gene Ontology annotation, biological process: SCF-dependent proteasomal ubiquitin-dependent protein catabolic process. Gene Ontology annotation, molecular function: protein binding. Gene Ontology annotation, cellular component: SCF ubiquitin ligase complex. The coding region runs from base 93 to 1547 and encodes 484 amino acids. The transcript is spliced from 5 exons. The record is from RefSeq and is a predicted model, not a curated record.
CAUGGAUACCUACUAAUUAUCACAGUCCAUAGUGAUCUUCUUAGAGUUAGAAACAUUCGUUCGGCAAUAUUCAUAAGGUAUAAAAAAAUAAAAUGGGAGACGUUGCAAAAUUGACAAAGGAGAAAAAAGUGAAAAAGGAAACAAAAUUUGAAGCAAGAGGUGAAUUUGAGGCUUCGGGAAUAGAAAACUUACCCGACGAAUGCCUCAUUGAAAUUUUCCAGUAUCUGACGGCGAUAUUUGACAGAAUUUGUAUUGAAAUAGUUUGUCAAAGAUGGCAAAAUUUAGGUCAGGGAUUGUGGAAAAAUUUCAAAUCCCUGGAUUUCUCCGCCAAAACUUGGGGAUUGGAAGAUAAUCAUUCCGGAGAAAUGGUGAUAAGAAGCAUCGAUUUUUGUGAAAUUAUAAAAAUGUCUGGGAGUUACUUAACAAGGAUUAGCUCAGAUGUAGUUACAUUUGGUCAAAUUUGCAACUUGCUGCCCAACAUUCAAGAACUGCAAUUGUGGGAUGCUUGCUCACCAAGGAGAUUUAAUAAAAUGAAUAGAUCAUUUAUACGUGAUGCUUGCGAUUUGAUUCUGUCGUGGAUGGAAUCAAAUGGCAAAAAUAUUAAAAAUUUUCAAAUGAAAGCGAUUGAUAGUGACUUUCAUGAAUAUGAGUUCUCCAGAUUUUUAGCCGAAUUGAAACAACUGAAAUCUUUGUGUCUGUAUGAGUGUCAUUUCCUAGACUGGACUCAUAUUUGUCUAGUUGAAUUACCAUUCGAGACAAUUCGGGAGAUUGUUCUGAUGAGUAAAAACAAGCCUUUCGAUCAUAAUAUAUUGCUCUUGAUGCUCAAAAAAUGUAAGAAUCUUCAGACAUUUGGGAUACAAGGGUGUGACGGACCUUUAGAUCAAAUAUUGCAAGUCUUAUCUUCACAUGCUGAUACCUUAAAGAAUUUGAAAGUCCAAUUGACGGACCUUAGCAAUGACUCUAUAUUAUUGUCAACCAUACCAGCUUUAAUACAUCUUGAAAAAUUGGAUGUUAGCCGUUCCAAGCUAGUUACCGACGAAUUUCUAGAUCUAGUCAGCAAAAAUUGCAAAAAACUUAAAUACCUGAACUUAUAUGAAUGCCGUAAAGUCACGGAUGUUGGAAUCUCCAGUGUAUGUCAUUUGGAAAAGCUGACUUAUUUUAAUAUAGGUGAAUUGCCAAAAAUAAGGAAGCCACCGCUGGAAAGACUAACAAAUUUAGUUGUAUUAGAUUCGGCUUGGAAUGAAGAUAUUGAAGAGAAAGUUUUCUGCGCCUUUUUGAAAAGAGCAACUCAACUUCGGGCACUCAACGUUAAUGAAUGUAGUUUUGUUUCUAACGAAUUAUUGAAUAUUGCUGCUGAGACUACUAAAAUUCGACAUUCUAAUCACAAACUUGAUUUAUAUGUCAACGAUACUUCCAUAAAUCUGGAAGAUCUUAGUAGAAUACCGCCUUCAGUAAAUCUCUUGAAAUUGAAUCAUCUGCCAGUUGCUAAAUAUGGUAUUGAAAAUCCAUUUAGCAACAUAGACGACCCACAAGUUUUCAUCACUUAAUCGAACAUUGCAUAAAAAUUAUUUACUUCUAUAAAGAAGUAUCGACACGAAGCAUGGAGUAACUUUAAGCCAAAUAAGGUUUUGUCAGUCUGAUUAAAAUAGAAUGUAGAAAAAUAAUAUUUCAGUACUAUUUAUGAUAUAUAAUCAUAAGUAUAUCUAAGAAGAUUUAGGAUAUUUGUGUACAACGAGUGUAACGCUUAGCGCAAGUCUAUUACAAAAUUCUGAAUGAAUUCAAUAAAAAAUACUUCACCUCAUUCGAUGCGCAAUUAAAGCACAGAUGCAAGCU